Messenger RNA from Mugil cephalus (flathead mullet), 2326 nucleotides. RefSeq names its product acyl-CoA synthetase long chain family member 5 (gene acsl5). Gene Ontology annotation, biological process: long-chain fatty acid metabolic process. Gene Ontology annotation, molecular function: arachidonate-CoA ligase activity. The record is from RefSeq and is a predicted model, not a curated record. The coding region runs from base 140 to 2302 and encodes 720 amino acids. Lineage: Eukaryota; Metazoa; Chordata; Actinopteri; Mugiliformes; Mugilidae. The transcript is spliced from 22 exons. Gene Ontology annotation, cellular component: membrane; endoplasmic reticulum; mitochondrion.
GGGAUCCCUCAUCUCAGCCUGGCCCCAAACUGCCGCUGCUAAUCCCACCAGGUAACCUCUGAAAGCUUCUCCUAAUGAACACACACCUCAGUGUCCGCCGUGGACAACUUGUUCACACGAGAAGACACGUGAGAAGAUCAUGGGUUUCUGCUUUGCUGAGUGGAUAGAUGGGGCUCGGAGGAGGAGGAGGAGCAGAGGAAGAGGAUCAGCUGUGCGCACACACCUGAGAGGACCAGUGGCAGGCUGCACCAUGGACUUCAUCUUCCAGUUACUGUUCACGCCUCUCCCGACCCCGGCCAUCGUCUCCCUGCUCGCCCUAGCAGCCGCCACCCUGUUCUACCUCCACUCGCGGCCCAGUCCCAUCCGAACCCCCGUUGACCUCAACCGCCAAACUCUGGGCGUCAAGGAUGGCGCAAGAAAGACUGCUCUGUUGGAGGAUAACAACAACCUGAUGUCGUACUUCUACAGUGACGCCAAGACCCUCUAUGAGGUUUUUCAGAGGGGUCUGAGAGUUUCAGGCAAUGGACCAUGCUUGGGCUACAGAAAGCCAGGAAGGCCGUACCAGUGGCUAAAGUACAAGCAGGUGUCCGAUAGAGCCGAGCACUUGGGGUCGGCACUUCUUCACAAGGGUCUGAAGCCAAACUCUGAGACUUUCAUCGGCAUCUUUGCUCAAAAUAGACCUGAGUGGAUUAUUGGCGAACUGGCAUGUUACACCUACUCCAUGGUAGCGGUUCCCCUGUACGACACGCUGGGUCCUGAGGCCCUUGUGUUCAUUAUCGACAGAGCCGAGAUAUCCACAGUACUUUGUGACAACCAGAAGAAAGCAGAAACGCUGCUGCAGAACCGGGAGAAAGGCCAGACUCCAGUUCUCAAAACCAUCGUCAUCAUGGACACAUUUGACUUAGAGUUGGUCAAUCGAGGAGCCAAGUGUGAGGUGGAUAUCGUGUCCUUGCAGGACAUGGAGGCACUGGGGAAAAGUAAUCUUCAAAAGCCCAUUCCUCCGAAGCCAGAAGACCUCAGUAUUAUCUGCUUUACCAGUGGCACCACAGGAAACCCUAAGGGAGCGAUGCUGACUCACGAGAAUGUGGUCUCUGAUGCUGCAGGUGUUCUCAAAAGCAUUGAGUCGUCAAUUGUUCCAUGUACCCAGGAUGUCAGCAUUUCCUUCCUGCCAUUGGCACACAUGUUUGAGAGAGUUGUACAGACUGCACUUUAUGGUGCCGGAGGUAGGGUGGGAUUCUUCCAGGGCGACAUCAGACUGCUGCCAGAUGACAUGAAAACCCUGCAGCCCACAGUGUUCCCAGUUGUUCCUCGACUCCUCAACCGUGUCUACGAUAAAGUUCAGAGCGGAGCCAAAUCGCCUGUCAAAAAAUGGCUGCUGAACUUUGCAGUGGAGAGGAAAUUAGCAGAAGUAAAAGACGGCAUCAUCCGGAACAACAGCUUAUGGGACAAGCUCAUCUUCCACAAAGUCCAGGAGACUCUCGGGGGUCGUGUGCGACUCAUGGUGACGGGAGCAGCACCCAUAUCUCCAUCUGUCCUCAACUUCCUCAGAGCUGCUCUGGGUUGCCAGAUCUUUGAGGCGUACGGUCAGACCGAGUGCACAGCCGGCUGCACCUUCACCAUGCCAGGAGAUGCCACCUCAGGUCAUGUAGGUGUGCCUAUGCCAUGCAAUUUUGUGAAGCUGGUGGAUGUUGAAGAAAUGAACUACUUUGCUUCAAAUGGUGAAGGAGAGGUUUGCAUCAAGGGUAGAAAUGUCUUCAAGGGGUAUCUAAAAGACCCAGAGAAAACACAAGAGGCCUUGGACAAUGACGGCUGGCUCCACACUGGGGACAUCGGAAAAUGGCUUCCGAGUGGAGUUCUGAAGAUCAUCGACCGCAAGAAGAAUAUCUUCAAACUCGCUCAGGGUGAAUACAUCGCACCAGAGAAGAUCGAGAACGUCUAUGUACGCAGCGAACCCGUGGCCCAAGUAUUUGUGCACGGAGACAGUCUUCAGUCCUGUCUAGUUGCCAUUGUGGUCCCUGACCCUGAUGUCCUGCCAGGUUUUGCCAAACGUCUGGGAUGCCAAGGCUCCAUUGAAGAACUCUGCAAAAACAAUGAAGUUAAGAAGGCCGUCAUUGCAGACAUGACCAAACUUGGAAGAGAAGCAGGGCUGAAGUCCUUCGAGCAGGUGAAAGACGUAUACCUCCACCCAGAGCAGUUCACCAUUGAGAACGGCCUGUUAACUCCCACCCUCAAAGCUAAGAGGGCCGAGCUCAAGGCUCUCUUCCAGCAACAGAUUGACAAACUCUAUGCCAAUAUUCAAUAAAUGGAAUAAAACACUACCAACUUA